Messenger RNA from Cuscuta epithymum, 789 nucleotides. NCBI's taxonomy places the organism in Eukaryota, Viridiplantae, Streptophyta, Magnoliopsida, Solanales, Convolvulaceae. The record is from the annotation of a GenBank genome assembly.
GGCGGCGGCGCAAGGGGAGAGCAGCACGAGUGAUGAUAAGCAAAAGAAAAUGAUACAUAGAGACAUUGAAAGGCAAAGGAGGCAAGAAAUGGCCAGCCUUUAUGCUUCUCUUCGCAGUCAACUCCCUUUAGAAUACAUAAAGGGAAAACGUUCGGCAUCUGAUCAUGUUUUGGAGGCAGCGAAGUACAUUGAGCACAAGCACAAGAGCAUCCGUGAGCAGGAAGAAAAGAGGGACAGAUUAAAGAGACUAAAAAGUGUUGUUUUUAAAGGAGAAGAUGAAUCCAUAGCUGUUUUACCAGCAAUGGUUACAGUCCAGCCAUGCUUAGCUAAUUACGGGGUUGAGAUAUUAAUCAACUCUGGGUCUCCCAAGCAAGGGUUUCGGGUUUCGAGGGCGCUUUCCCUACUGGCCAAACAAGGCCUUAAUGUCACUAGCUGUGUUUGCUCAAGAGUUGAGGACAGAAUGCUCCACACCAUUAGAGCUGAGGUUAGUACACAGACAAGAGUUGAUCUUCAAGAGCUCCAACAGAAUCUGAUCUAUGCUCUUAAUAACAAACAUCAUAACCCCACUAAUAAUUCGAACUGAUGAGUAUAUAUAUCUUGAUCCACUCAUUUAAAAUUAAUAAUUUAUUCAAUUUUUUUUUUGUUUUAUUCCAUUGAUAUAUGGAUGCAUUAUAUUGCAAAGUUUUAUUGUAUAAUAUGUUUUUCCGAUGUAAAAUGUUAUAGGGAGUAUAAGUUAUGUCAUGUAAAAAAUCGUUGUUCACUUCUUUCAGUGUAAUAAUGUUGUGUGGA